Molecule: messenger RNA, 615 nt
Organism: Polypterus senegalus (gray bichir)
Lineage: Eukaryota; Metazoa; Chordata; Cladistia; Polypteriformes; Polypteridae
Exons: 4
Coding region: 1-615 (204 amino acids)
Source: RefSeq, a predicted model, not a curated record
AUGGCGCAGGCAGAGACUUCUGAAGUUCUUAGGACUAUUAGAACUGUGUUCACUGCAAUAGAAAGAAAUAUUCUGGAAGGGUCUGUGAUUGAUUCUGAUACUAAGAAUUUAUUGCAAAAUGCAAAACACAACUUUGAUAGAAUUUCAUCGGCAUUACCAGAAAAUAUUAGAGUACAAUUGAGAGACUGUUUUGAGGAUUUGAUACCACGAAUUGAAAGAUAUGAUGCCAGAAACUCUCCACCAGUUAUCAACAACUUUCUUGCUACGCGCAUUAAAGAAGGUCAGUUUGGUAUGCCAAAAGUUGAAAUCUCAAAAGAACAACUGAAGCUUUUAAUUUCACAAGGAUACACUGGGAAAAGAAUUGCAGAACACAUAGGAUGUUCUGCAUCUUAUAUUUAUAAACGCCUGAAAACUGAGGGUCUGUCACCAAGACAGAAAUUCAGCAGUAUAACAGAUAAUGAACUGGAUGAAGAAUGCAAAAGACUACAAGCAAGUUGUCCAAAUGCCGGUUCUGAGAUGAUGUCAGGAAUGCUAAGGGCAAGGGGAAUACAUGUACAAAGGGACAGACUUGACGCACAUUGGCUAGACUUGACCCAAUUGUAUAUGGCACAUUGA